UUAGUUAGUUAGUUAGUUGGUUACUAAGUAUGCAUUUUACAAAUCAUAGUUCACAAAUUUCACAUUUUAAAUGGUAUUUAUUUGACCAAGGUAGAACCUUAUCACCAAUCUUAUUCCAAUCUAAAAUCUAGCGUGAAAUGUAGGCUUCAUAAAAUCAUCAGGAAUGAGACUCCUGCUGUUGAAGGGCUGGUGCGUACGCUGAUCACAAGAAACAAACAGGAACACACAAGAACGAAACACUUGUAGGCUGGGCAUUAGCCUUCACUAGCAACUGUUAUAAACCAUUUACAACAACUUAGAAACACACACACUGACACACUGAUACACACACACACACACACACACACACACUGAUACACACACACACUGACACACUGAUACACACACACACACACACACACACACACACACACACACAGAUUUAACCCCAUCCCUGCCAACCGUACAUUCCCACACGCCCACUAUUUACAGCAUCAGGGCUUCUGCCCUGUCACAUGGUACCUAUCAACAUUUACUAUAAAACCAUGGCAAACCAUGAUAAACUGCAGCAUGGGAAAUGGAUAGCACAGCCUCGGAAAGCAUCUGCCACAUGACCUUGCUAACCUCGUAUCCUAGCUGUGCCUAGGGGUCGUCCUGGGCGUGUUUGGAACCAGUCGUCACUUCUUGGGAGUUGCUGGAGCUCAAGCUCCUCACAAGAAAGCGACGCCGAGGCAAUGAAGGAAGAGCCUUCCUCUUUCUGUUCAGGGCUUCACACGCUGUCAGGAAGCAGGUCAGACACAGAGAGACAGACACAGAGUCACCACAGCACAGCACAGAGACAGAGACAUCACAGCGCGCUGGACAAGGGAGCAGGAAUCGAGCAGCUCCCCUUGACCCAGGAGCACCACUGAUGAUAAAGAGCCCCAGAGACACUUUCACGCUUGCUGGAUUCUGUUCUGGACGCAUCACAGCCAUGACAGCUGCCAGCCACCUCCACGCACUCCAGGCCUUGCUAUUCUCAGUGCUGCUGGCCCCACCGGCUGCCAGCUACAGCUACAGGAACUGCAUUGAGAACCCCCACGACGCAACCAGCUUCAACUGCAUCCAGCGCUUCCAGCACAGCGUAGACAACCUGGUGGCUGACCUUCCCAGGGGCACCGUGAGCCUCAACGUCUCGCACAACCAGAUAUCCGCCCUGAAUCCGGGUGCGUUCAGCCACCUCCCCCGGCUGGCCAGCCUGAGGCUUGACUACAACGGACUGGAGGUCAUCCAAGACGGAGCGUUUGAAGGGCUCGGUCUUUUGAGAUCUCUGAACCUCUCCUUCAACGCCAUCCGCCAUCUCUGUAACGGGACUUUUGACGGCCUGCACAACCUCACCGAACUGUGGCUCACAAACAACAGGCUGGCCACCGUUCCACCCGGAGCUUUCUCCUCCUUGGCAGGCCUCGAACGGCUGUAUUUAGAUUCCAACUGGCUCGAAGGCUUCUCUGAAAUCGUGGAGGAGAUUUCCGGUUUGGGCCGCCUGCGGGUCUUGGACCUCUGCACCAAUCGGCUGAAGUCUGUGAGCUAUUCUUCACACCUCCCUUGGACCCUUGCAGACCUCCGCCUCUGCAACAACUCAAUCGUGACUCUGGAUCGGAAACCGGGGCUCUUCGGCCGUAUCCGAGAGCUGGAUUUAUCGGGCAACAGCAAUUUAGACGAGAACUCUUUCCGUGUCAUUGACAUGAGAAACAUCACUUACUUCCGGAUGAGAUUCACCAAGAUAUCUGUGUUACGGUUUCUGAAUCUCAGUAAUAUCAACAGGAGCUGCGUGGACUAUUCUGGGAUCAGUUUCAACAGAACCGGGAACCUGGGUGACCUGUGCAGGAAUCUGAGGUACCAUCCCAUUAGGAAACUCACUCUACAGAGGAACAAGAUCACCAGCAUUCUCAACAACGAGUUUGCGGAAUGCCCUCAGUUCAAAACUCUGGAUCUCUCUUACAACUCCCUGAAGAAAAUCGGAUGCCUUAAAUUCCUGGAGAAUAAAACGUCUUUAGAGGCUGUCAAGAUCGAGCACAACUUGCUCGACAGCUUGAAUUCCUGCUCCGGGGCUCCGGCAUUUCCGAAUUUGGUCAACGUAACCUAUCGAUACAACAGGAUCCUCACGGUGCGUGACCACGCGUUCGGCUACGCCCCGGGACUGCGAUGGUUACAGCUCAACAUCAACAACAUUGCAUACCUCGGCAAACACGCUCUCACAAACCUGACCCAACUCCUUGAGCUGCGGCUGGACAACAACCUCAUAACGGAUCUCUUUUACAGCAGCUUCCAAGACCUCGAAAGCCUUCAGACCCUGAACCUGAGGAACAACAGGAUCUCGGUCAUAUUUAACCAGACAUUUCACAAUCUGGCCAAGCUGAGGAUCCUCGACCUGGGUGGGAAUAAGAUCACUCACUUUACCCCGAUGGCUUUCGCUGGUCUGAGGAAUUUAACCAACCUGUACCUUGACAGGAACAACAUUAAGAGUGUUUUCGGGGAAGUGUUCCGCCUCGUCAGACAGACCCUGAAGAUCCUGGAUCUACAAGGCAACAUGAUCCGCUUCAUCAAAAACAGCACCAGGGUGUCUCCCUUUGUAAAACUCACCAUGCUUCAGGAUCUCAAACUGCAGGGGCAAAGACCCUACGGCAUCACCAUUGUGCCCCACACUUUCUUCAGGGGACUAGGCUCUCUGAGGUCCCUUUACCUGUCUGGGAACGGAAUCACAGUGCUCCCAGAGGAUACGUUCGACGACCUGGUCAACCUGGAGUUUUUAUCCCUGGAUAACUCCGGCAUGGGGAUCAACAACCUGCGCCCUGGGAUCUUCAAGAGCCUGGGGAAACUCCGGAACCUCAACCUGGAAAACAUGGGCGUCCAAUCCCUCUCCCGGGAAGUUUUCAGGAACUUGACGGGACUCCAGACACUGGUGCUGAACAGAAACGCUCUCCCGUCUCUCGACGAGGAGGUCAUCCUCAGCCUGACCUCCCUCAGGUACCUGGACCUCCGCGGCUGCCCUCUCACCUGCACCUGCCACAACACCUGGCUCCAGAACUGGUCCAGCACCAACCAAAAAGUCCAAGUGGUUUAUUUCCAAAACCUGUCGUGCCCGGACCGGCCGGGCUACUUGUACAACUUUGACACCAAGGUCUGCUACCUGGAUUUCGGCAUGUACCUCUUUGCUUCCACCUGCCCUGCUGUGAUCCUGCUCACAAUCCUGCCCAUGCUGUACGUCAAGCUGUACUGGAGGUUCCGAUACAGCUACUACAUCUUCCGCUCCUGGUUCAAUGACCGCUGGCGGCGUGCGGACGACGAAGACCAGCGGUACAAAUACGACGCCUUCAUCUCUUACAACUCCGCGGACGAAGGCUGGGUCCUGCAGGAGCUCCUGCCCAACCUGGAGCUGAGGGGCCCGCCGUCUUUCAAGCUGUGCCUCCACCACCGUGACUUCGAGCUGGGCAGGAACAUCGUGGACAACAUCGUGGACAGCAUCUACUGCAGCCGGAAGACCCUCUGCGUGGUCAGCAGGCAGUUCCUCCUCAGCGAGUGGUGCUCUCUGGAGAUUCAGCUGGCCAGCUACAGGCUGUUCCACGAGCUCCGGGACGUCUUGAUCCUGGUUUUCCUGGAAAGGAUCCCAGAGCGGGAGCUGUCCGCCUACCACAAGAUGAGGAAGGUGAUGCUGAAGAAGACUUACAUCGAGUGGCCCAGGGACCCCGAGGGUCAGGGUCUGUUCUGGACCAAGCUGAAGGAAGCUCUCAGGAGCAGUAACCUCAGCGACAGCAACACUGUGUGACCCAGUGGUUAAAGUAAAGGGCUUGUAACCAGGAGGUCCCCGGUUCAAAUCCCACCUCAGCCACUGACUCAUUGUGUGACCCUGAGCAAGUCACUUAACCUCCUUGUGCUCCGUCUUUUGGGUGAGACGUAGUUGUAAGUGACUCUGCAGCUGAUGCAUAGUUCACACACCCUAGUUAUCUAGUUGACUUGUGCAUAAGAAAUCAAACCACUGGAAUUGAAAAUCGUAGACAUUUGACAAAAUGGGCAGAUUGGUGAUUGUCUAAUUUAAUUGGUAACUUUAAUAGGGCAAUUCAUUUCAAAUAGUAAGACCACAUCUUGUUUGUUUAAAGCCUUCCAUGUGAUCACAAGAGACAUGUUGUGCAGAUCAAUGAGGCGCAGCCUGUACUGUGCUACAGGGAGAUCCAUUGGGCAGCCCAGCAGUAAAUUAAUAUGUACAU
Molecule: messenger RNA, 4223 nt
Organism: Acipenser ruthenus (sterlet)
Lineage: Eukaryota; Metazoa; Chordata; Actinopteri; Acipenseriformes; Acipenseridae
Product: toll-like receptor 13
Exons: 2
Coding region: 890-3784 (964 amino acids)
Biological process (GO): immune response; inflammatory response; toll-like receptor signaling pathway
Cellular component (GO): membrane
Molecular function (GO): transmembrane signaling receptor activity; protein binding
Source: RefSeq, a predicted model, not a curated record